AUGGCCUGGGCUACUUCCAACCGGCACGGACCCGCACUCCUCAUGCACCAGCCAGCCGGUCACUGCCGCGGCCCCUACCUCUUCCAUGACACCGGACCCUACUACAGCUCCUACGGCAUCUUCGGCGUCUCCACCCACGGCGUCUUCGUCAGCAGCCCCAUUCGGCGGUCCACUGGGAUCGGGUGUACACGGCACUACUUGAACACAGGGCUUAUUUCAAAGCACUGCCGCAUCGUCGACAAUGGUCGCCAGUUUGCUUUACCGUUCACACCGGCAGACCCGACACUGACAGUGAUGCAUUUGUUAGUGCAUGCCGGCUACCAUCCUCACAGCGUGCAGUUCAAGUUCACGCAUGUCGAUUCACCUCAGCACCUACCCAACCGACCAGGCCGGCCUAUGCUGAUGAUCUCGCUUCCUUUUCCGGCCGCUGCACAACGCAUCGGUGGUGCGCCAGCUGUAGCGUACUUUGGACACAACGCUGAUCUUCAAGCGGCACUCAGCAUCCUCAAAGAGGGAUGCAUCCGACCGAGCAAUUUCGAGCCUCUAGACGCUUCGUGGUUGCCGAGCACAGCUUUUUAUUCUCGCGCUUCGGUCCACAGUCUCGGCGGAGCUCUUCGUGCCGCCGCAAGGUUCGGCGGCUGGGCGUCUUCUCGUACCAUCUGCGUAUUCGGACGAGUACCUAUCUGCUACCUCGACAUUGCCAACACCGCGCCUGCCAAUUCGCCAUCGUCAGUUCUUCCCAACACUCCUGCCGGAUAUCACUUGAAGAGCGACGCCGGGGGCACCAUCCCCGAGAACGCGGCGAACUACUUCGUCUCCAUCGUACACGGUAAUGACAACCGAUGGGGAGUGCAUUCGACCCUCGCACAACCAGAGGGCAUCGCCGUGUUUCUCUGA
This is a messenger RNA of Symbiodinium sp. CCMP2592, 897 nucleotides long. The record is from the annotation of a GenBank genome assembly. NCBI's taxonomy places the organism in Eukaryota, Dinophyceae, Suessiales, Symbiodiniaceae.